This is a messenger RNA of Aplysia californica (California sea hare), 2403 nucleotides long. RefSeq names its product tubulin alpha chain. Gene Ontology annotation, molecular function: structural constituent of cytoskeleton; GTP binding. Gene Ontology annotation, cellular component: cytoplasm; microtubule. Gene Ontology annotation, biological process: microtubule cytoskeleton organization; mitotic cell cycle. The record is from RefSeq and is a predicted model, not a curated record. Bases 204 to 1562 code for a protein of 452 amino acids. The transcript has 4 exons. Lineage: Eukaryota; Metazoa; Mollusca; Gastropoda; Aplysiida; Aplysiidae.
GCGUCAUCGCCGUACGUCACUCUAUUUAUUUUACGUCACCGUUAGCAACGCCUUGAGAAACAUCUUGUCAGGAAGGAGGCAAAAAGAGAUAACUUUUUAUCCCAUCAAAAGAACACAGGGAGACUGCUUCUGGGGCCCUCUUUAGAUUCCUCCAUAUUCCUUUCUGCAGGGCUUUGAGGUUUGCUUCGCGCUGAACCACCAACAUGCGUGAAUGCAUCUCUAUCCAUUUGGGCCAAGCUGGCGUGCAGAUUGGAAACUCAUGCUGGGAACUGUACUGUUUAGAACAUAUGAUACAGCCUGAUGGCUUGCUCAUCCCAGAGGAGGCGGAAGGAGGCCCCAUGGAUGAUUCAUUCAACACAUUCUUUAACGAAAUUGGAGAUGGCAAGUAUACACCUCGUUCAGUAUUUGUUGAUCUCGAACCUAAUGUCAUUGAUCAAGUGAGGUCGGGUGACUAUCGUAAACUGUUCCAUCCUGAACAACUGAUUAGCGGCAAAGAAGACGCAGCAAACAACUAUGCACGAGGACACUACACUGUCGGUAAGGAAAUCUUAGAUUCUGUUAUCGACCAAAUCCGGAGGCUCACUGACAACUGCGAGGGUCUGCAAGGCUUUUUCGUUUUCCAUAGCUUCGGUGGUGGAACUGGUUCCGGUUUCACGUCCCUGCUAAUGGAGAGACUGUCUGCUGACUACGGUAAGAAGUCGAAGUUAGAGUUCGCCGUUUACCCAGCCCCACAAAUUUCCAAUGCCGUUGUGGAGCCCUAUAACUCCAUCCUCACUACUCACACCACCCUGGAGCACUCAGACUGCGCUUUUAUGGUGGACAAUGAGGCUAUCUACGACAUCUGCCGUCGUAACCUAGGGAUUGAACGCCCCAGCUACACAAACCUCAACCGUCUGGUGAGCCAGGUCGUGUCAUCCGUCACAACGUCUCUGCGUUUCGAAGGCGCCAUGAACGUGGAUCUGAACGAAUUCCAGACAAACUUGGUGCCUUACCCUCGCAUCCACUUCCCCCUGGCGACCUAUGCCCCAGUCAUCUCGGCCGACAAAGCCUGCCAUGAGCGCACCACUGUCUGCGACAUGGCCAACUCGUGCUUCCAGCCCGCCAACCAGAUGGUCAAAUGUGACCCACGCUGCGGGAGGUACAUGGCGUGCUGCAUGCUGUUCCGUGGUGACGUAGUGCCCAAAGACGUGAACUCCGCCAUCGCUUCCAUCAAGGCCAAGAGGAACAUCCAGUUCGUGGACUGGUGCCCGACCGGCUUCAAGGUUGGCAUCAACUACCAGCCUCCCACCACUGUACCCGGCGGGGACCUGGCCAAAGUGAACCGUGCAGUGUGUAUGUUGAGCAACACCACCGCCAUAGGCGAGGCUUGGUCCAGGCUGGACCAUAAGUUUGACCUCAUGUACGCCAAGAGAGCCUUCGUACACUGGUAUGUUGGCGAGGGCAUGGAAGAAGGAGAGUUCUCCGAGGCGCGAGAGGAUUUGGCCGCUCUGGAGAAAGACUACGAGGAGGUUGGACUCAACUCGGCAGAAAGCGGCGACGAGGAAGACCUGGAAGAAUAUUAACUCAGACCAGAAAGUGUGUCAAGGUCAGGCUCUGAUCGCAGACAACAAUGAAGCUCCCGGGCAGCAAAAUGACGGAAAUCCGAACAGAGACAGUUUCGAAUCGUUCACUCAUAUGAGGGUUUGUUUGGGGGGGGGGGGGGGUUAAUUGAAAAAAUGCUCCCACCAUACAGGUAAAGAGAUGGAAUCAACAUUAUGUACAUUUGGAAAUGUCCGGGCAUAGUGCAGAGGAAAAACGAUCCAUUUCCUAUCUUGCAACAACACCACACGAUUGUGUUCCCCUUGUGUUCAAGAAUUGUCUGGUCUGCAUUACAGCCAAGGAUGACAACCACAUGGAACGAGCACAGAAUCGAAACUCCAGACUUUACUCACGUCAUUACAAUGAAAAGAAACAUCUUAACCCUCAAACAUCCAAAUUAAAACCUUGUUCAUUUUUCCCUCCAAAAUCAAUUAAUGUUAUGGGAGAUCCUGAACAGUGAACUGAAACAUAUCCUGAGCAGUGAAGUGAAACUUUACACUAAGAAUAAUGAUCUUGUCACUUUCUAUCGAAAUACUGUUUCCGUUUCUGUUGAACCCUCUACACUACGAUCCUUUGAUACUUGUUUCUAAACAAUAUUGGAGAGGUUUAUUAUUUGCCAUCAUUUCCACAUUGGCAUCAGGAACAUCAUUCAAUGCCAACAUUUUCGAGAGCAGUCGGUGAAUAAUGAUAACAAUAAUAUACAUCAUGUAACGACCAUCAUAAAUAUAACCUGUGCACGUAACAUCCAGCAACAAAAUAUGUACGUUGAUGCCUCACUAACAUGAAGCCUCCUUUGAAUAAACAUCAUCAGGUUUAUAUAUUCUA